GGCGGCGGGGCUAAGUUCCUGCGCUAUGAUUGCUCCAUUGUUAAAACCCGAAUGGGCUAUGCUCUAAUGCAUCCUGGCCGAGUGACACAUUUGCACGAGGGCCUUAUAACCACCAACGGAACGCGGUAUAUUUUUGUCACUUUUGUCAACCCCUAA
Molecule: messenger RNA, 156 nt
Organism: Protopolystoma xenopodis
Lineage: Eukaryota; Metazoa; Platyhelminthes; Monogenea; Polystomatidea; Polystomatidae
Source: the annotation of a GenBank genome assembly